Molecule: messenger RNA, 1579 nt
Organism: Rhinichthys klamathensis goyatoka
Lineage: Eukaryota; Metazoa; Chordata; Actinopteri; Cypriniformes; Leuciscidae
Gene: usp13
Product: ubiquitin specific peptidase 13
Exons: 11
Coding region: 216-1565 (449 amino acids)
Biological process (GO): protein deubiquitination
Molecular function (GO): zinc ion binding; cysteine-type deubiquitinase activity
Source: RefSeq, a predicted model, not a curated record
GAACAGUGUCAAAUAUUGAGUCUUUCUCCAAGUCCAUUGUUUCCCUCCCCUAUACACCACCCUCCACCCCUCUAUGUCCCAAUGUUUUCGUCGUCACAUCCCUCGGUCCAUGAGGAAUGUCGGGUCUGUAUGGUUUAAAAUAGCCCCGUAUCAUCUUCAGCCUGACACGCUGCUCCAGCGAGGCUCAUAGUGGUGCGAGCAGCAGGAAUGUGAAGAUGGCUACAGAUCUGGGAGAGCUACUGGUCCCGUACAUGCCCACCAUUAGAGUACCGAGGACAGGAGACAGGGUUUUCAAGAGUGAAUGCGCUUUUUCCUACGACUCUCCUGAAUCGGAAGGAGGUCUAUAUGUGUGUUUGAACACAUUCCUGGGAUUUGGAAGAGAACACGUGGAGAGACAUUACCGUAAAACUGGACAGAGUGUGUACAUGCACUUAAAACGGCAUGUGAAACAGAAAGCCACAGGUGCUGCAGGGGGUGCCAUACCAAGAAGAAGGAAUGGAAAAGUAUUUUUAGAUUUAGAGCUUAACCGUGAUUUUAAUGGAGAUGAUUAUGAGUACGAAGAUGAAGCCAAGCUUGUCAUAUUUCCAGACCACUUUGAGAUCCCUUUACCAAAUAUUGAGGAAUUGCCCGCACUGGUGACAAUAGCCUGUGACGCCAUCCUCAAUGCACAAUCUCCAUACAAAAAGCAGGAGUCAGAUUCAUGGGAAGAGGAGAUCCAAGUAUCUAAACAUGCCCGAAGUCUCAGACAGCAGGAGAAUGGAGUUCGAAUUCCUCCCAGCGGCUGGAAGUGCGCCAAGUGUGAAAUGAGAGAAAACCUGUGGCUAAACCUGACGGAUGGCUCUGUCCUCUGUGGGAAAUGGUUCUUUGAUGGGAGCGGAGGGAAUGGACAUGCCCUUGAUCACUACAAAGAAACCAACUUCCCCCUGGCAGUGAAACUCAACACAAUCACCCCAGAUGGAGCAGAUGUUUAUUCCUUCGACGAAGAAGAAGCAGUGGUUGAUCCUCACAUAUCAGAACAUUUGUUACACUUUGGAAUAGAUAUGCUGCAAAUGCAAAGGACAGAGAAUGGUCAUCAUACAGACAACCACGUGCAGCUGCGCGUGAGUGACUGGGAAGUGAUUCAGGAGGCUGGUCUAAAGCUAAAGCCCGUCUAUGGCUCAGGAUAUACGGGCAUCAAAAACCUGGGCAACAGCUGCUACCUGAGCACCACUAUGCAAGUGCUUUUCAGUAUUCCAGAGUUCCAGAGAGCGUAUGUUGGGAACCUACAGAGAAUAUUUGACUACUCGCCCCUUGAUCCAAGCCAGGAUUUCAACACACAGAUGGCAAAAUUUGGUCAUGGACUUCUCUCAGGCCAGUACUCAAAACCUCCAAUGAAAUCAGAACUAAUUGAACAGGUGAUGAAAGAAGAAUACAAGCAGCUGCAACGAGGGAUUUCACCUAAGAUGUUCAAAGCGCUGGUCAGUAAAGGACACCCAGAGUUUUCCUCAAACCGGCAACAAGACGCUCACGAAUUCUUCCUGCAUUUAAUUAACCUGGUGGAGGUACGAAAGUGUUUUUCUAUCUAAUGUGCUUCUUUUGU